GUUGUCAAUGUCAAACAGAUGUUUACUGGGUCAGUCGGUCGGUUUAGCAUAAUUAUUUUUUUCUUCUUAACUUCUUCUAUUGUUCGUACUUCUAAGUUAUUAAUCGAAUAAUAUUCAUGGUUACAUUCACAUUUGAAAAAUAAAUACGCCAAAAUGCUUCCGGGCAUAGGAGUUUUCGGCACUGGAGCCAUUGCGAAAGUCUUGGUGCCAUUCCUUAGGGAAAAAGGUUUCUCUGUUGAAGCAAUUUGGGGCAUAACUCUGCAAGAAGCCGAAGCUGCUGCAAAGGAAUUGAAAAUCCCGUUUUUCACUAACAAGAUCGACGAUGUAUUGCUGAAGAAGAAUGUGAAUUUAGUGUUCAUUGUCUGUGCUCCCAAUUUACACGCUCAGAUAUCAGUUAAAGCUCUGGGAAUCGGCAAACAUGUCGUCUGUGAUAAACCUGCAGGCCUAUGUCAGGCAGAAGCCCUGAAAAUGGUCAGAGCCGCUCAGUAUUAUCCUACAUUGAUAUCUAUUGUUAAUCACUCCCUACGUUUUUUGCCAGCCUUCAGUCAUAUGAAGAAAUGUAUACAAGAUGGCUAUUUGGGCAAUCCUGAUGAAUUGACUCUCAUUGAUGUCAGAGUCCAAAUGGGGCCUUUAGUUGGAGACACAUACAACUGGUUGUGUGAUGAUACAAUGGGUGGUGGAACCCUGUCAUUGGUUGGAAGUCAUGUAAUAGAUCUAGUUAGUUUCCUCACUGGACAAAAGGUUGUCAAAGUCCAUGGAGUUCUGAGAACAUUUGUUGAAGAAACUCCAAAAGUGAAUGGCAUCAGAAAAAUAACAGCUCCAGAUUUUUGUACUUUCCAAUUAGAAAUGGACAAAGGCCUGCUGGUGACAGCUACACUCAACAAUCACUUGCCUGGCCCUUGUUUUAAUCAAGAAAUUUAUGUUUGCAGUAAAAAUGGUUAUUUAGUAGUGAGAGGUGGGGACUUGCAUGGUAGAUUGCAUAAAACAACUGCAAAAGCAUACCCAGAAGAGGAUGGGAAAAGGCCACAUGAAAAAGAAGAAGUUAUCUAUGUUGAUGUCGAAGAUUUGAGCUGUGCAUCAAGUGUAGUUCCUAAACCAUACAUCAAAGGUCUAUGUAAAAUGAUAAGUGCACUGAAAGAGGCAUUUUUGCCGGUAAAAGAGCAAAUGGACUGGAUAAAAGAACCAGUGAGAGCAGCAGCUAAUUUUGAAGAUGGGCAAAGAGUACAGGCCACUAUGGAAGCGCUGCGUCAGUCGAACGAAGAUGGUUGCUGGAUAUCCGUAACUCUGCUGACUGAACCACCAGACCCUAACCCAGCGUUGUCAGCUGCAGUGAGGCGUACUGCCAUAUCUCUACAGUGAUUUAAGCUAUAUGCCAUUAUUGUGUACCUUUAUUAAAUGUUAAGUUAUUUUGAUUAGUUUAAUAAUUAUCAUGUAAGGCAUUGACUUUUAAAAACUUCAAAUAAUAAGUUAUAUCAAGCUUAUUUAAUUUUAAAUAUUUUCAUGCUUAAAAUUAUUUCUAGGUGGUUUGAAAAAGAAAUGUACUAAUUAAUAUAAUGCUUUUCAACUUUUUGCUUGACCUACUUUUAUCCUGAAAAAAUUAUUAGGUAGGUACCUACUAAUUUUAUAUGCACAUAAAUUAGUAAGUAUUACAUUUGUAGCAGGUUGUUGUGCAAGUAUUUUGGCUUUAGGUGUCAUGUCAUUAAACAAACAGGUUCAAUUUUUUAGGUUGCUAGGUAGGAACAGCAUAAACAGCAUUCCACUAACAAUAAGAUUCAGGAUUAUGAUCACACAAAUUAUGUUAUUGUGCUUGUGUAACUUUAUCAUUUCAUUAUUAUUUUAUUGUUCAAAGUAUUUGAAAGUCAGCCCACAACAGUAUUAUAAAUGAUAAGAAAUACUGAUGUUAGUUUAUUACAGAAUUUAAAUAUUUUAUGUGUAAUGAAUAGUGUUCUCAUCAGUCUCAGAAAAUGCACAAGCGUUGCUAUUUACUGGGGCAAUACUGAAACAAAGCUUUUUCUGUACAUUAUAUCAAUCAUUGUCCUAGAGGUGUUUUUAAUUUUGUAAAUAUUAUAUUAAUUUAGGGCUAUAAUUAAAGCAAGUUAAGUUUUCUCAUGAAAUGUAUUUUCUUUUAAUCACUAUUUUAAAUGUAAGCCUAAUUGGAACUGCAAUUGAAUCUUGAUUUUAUCAGUAAGCAUCUGAAAUCAUGUGAUAUCAAACUGUGAAAUACUGUUUGUUGCAUUUUUGUACAAAAUAUAGGUAAUGCUUAAACAAAUUCAUUCGUAUUAUUUGAGUUUCACUACGAUUUUCUUAGAAAAUCUCCACUAUGGGAGUUAUUAACAACACAACCUAGUUGUUUUGGUUAUUAUCAGGUAAACAAUAGUGAUUAUUAAAAUCUCAUUACUGAGAUAAGUGGCACAUACUAAAUGGUUCACUAUAACCUACCUACCUACUGUUCUAAGUAGACAGUGAUGCAACAUAAC
Molecule: messenger RNA, 2477 nt
Organism: Ostrinia furnacalis (Asian corn borer)
Lineage: Eukaryota; Metazoa; Arthropoda; Insecta; Lepidoptera; Crambidae
Product: glucose-fructose oxidoreductase domain-containing protein 1
Exons: 2
Coding region: 154-1359 (401 amino acids)
Molecular function (GO): nucleotide binding
Source: RefSeq, a predicted model, not a curated record